AGCGCAAUCCACGACUUGCGACUGUUUAACUCUUCACUAGUAUUCCGGCGUCUCAUGCCAACUCAAAUCGUCACUCUAGCCUCCCGUAGCGAGCUUGUCAUGCGCUUCUUUGAGGCAACAAAUGAAAAAUCUGGAUACACUUUCCCGAGCAGAUUUUCCUCAUACCCCCUUCAGGAAUGCACAAGGAAACCACAACCCCGCAGCCAACGAACGGCAUAUGAGAUGCAAUUUUUCUUUUCAUCCACCUCCCGCUACUCGUACAUUCUCCGACCCGAUAUAAACAGUCCUGUAUAAUACAGCGCAAACAAUGAGGCAAUAGUGAUAUGAAUUGGAAUGCCGGUAAUAAAGCAAAAAAAAAAAGAAAAGCCAAGAAUUUCCCCACGAGCGAAAUCAUGCGGGGAGUGGCCUGGGACACGAUUCAAGUCUUUUUUCUUUUUGUCUAAAUUGAACGAAGGACGGAAGAUAAAGGAUGACAAUGCAAAUAUGCUUCCCCAUGCGGAAUGCUGUCGCUAUGGUUAGUCUUACCUGCCAGACCAUAGUAAAGAUAGUGUAGCCGUGAUAAAAGCUCCGAGUGCCACACUCUCCAGGAUUGUAACCGUCAGGUCAACUCGUUUUAUCGCUACUACUUCCUCGCCAAAGAGUUCCUCGACUCUUCCCGUCACCUCCUCUUUGAUGUAGUCAAUCCACGGUCGCUCUUCUGCCACCGGCUCUGCUGGUACCUCCACGGCAGCUUCAAUCGGCGCUAUAUCUUCUCCCGCGGUAGUCUCUAUGGCAUCCACCCCUACAGCUACAGGGGGAGCUUCCUCUACGGCAGCUACUUCAAGAGCAUCCACCGCUACGGCAACAUCGCCGUCAAUCGCAGCAGUUUCGUCUGCGGCAAACUGUACUACUCCGGAAGGUCUACCUUCUUCGACCACAGGUGGAACCUUCAAUCGUUUUGCGUUCCUAAGUCCCUCUUCCUGGAUAACCUCCCGGACCUUCGCUUCAAACCCACCCACCAGCCGUUUUCUCUUCCAAGGCUCCAAUCCCAACUGCACAACGAUGAACAGCAGCACGUUGAAACCCAUCAAUCCCCAAGUUCCCCAAGUGCUCGCUCUUCGAAUUUUGUCACUCCAAAUUUGUUCCUCAUGAUACCGGGCAAGGAUAGAACGGGCAAGGCCUUCUUGAGCCUCAUCGGCAACACGCUCCGCCUGGACGAGCAGAUCCUGCGCAGUGGUUUCGGCCUGCUCGUUCGCGUGAUCUGAUCGAUAGAGUUCGGUGAAACGCUCGAGGUCUGUUGGGUUCCAGGAGUGUUUCCGCUGAAGUAGUUCGUUAACCUCACGUUGUGAGGCCGACCGACGACUUAUCGCGGCUUGGUACUCCUCUUUCCCCUUCCGCACGGCCUGGCGAGAUGCUUUCACGCGUUGCUCUAGAGCGGGUUUCAAAAAAACGGACCUUUUGUUUUAGCAAAUGGACCUAGGUUCUAUUAUAUCACACUUGUCAAGAUAUCGCCGGAGAGGGAGGUAGAAACGAGGGGCAUCAUGAAUCAAAAGGAACGUUGUAGUAGGGAUUCAUGGAGAAAAGUAAUUGUGGGUGAGAGAGCGUUUGAAAAAGGAACGGGAAGGCACGGAAUUGAGUGACGAAUUGUUUGGAGAAAAGUCCGGGAAAGGGUUGGGGAAAGGGGGGAGAAGGGAGGAGAAGGGAGAAAGAAAGAAAGGUACCUUGCUUCUCAAUCGACUUCUUCAGUGCCUCGAUGUCAGAAUAUCCUGUAAUCUCGUUCAAUUUCUGGCCGGCGCUAAACAUGGCUGCCUGUAAAUCAUCCACGGCAGCGGAGAACAUCCUGGGCAUAUUUAGACGUGGGUUCUUGAGCUCGGGCUGAGGAGGAGGGGCACUCGACGGGGCGGCGGAGGAAUCCGGAGACGGGGUAUCCCCAAUAUUACCGUUGCCGGGAGCCUUUCCCUCGGAAGAAAACCAUCGGAAGUGCUGUUGGGAGAGUCGAAGCGGAUGCUGGGGCUGACGCCGGAUACAGGGUAAUAACCUUGGGUUCAGGUGCAAUUGACGGAGGUCUAGGAUCCGGGAUGCGGGAGGGGAACCGGAAGGCCUUGCAAGCAGAAUGGAUCUGAGGAGAGGCCUCAUGUCACGGCGGGCGUAGGGCGUAUCACGAAAAGGCCGAGAGGGGAGGUGGGGGGGAAGAUGUUAGCGGCAGAGUGUGCACACUCUCUCCCUCUCUGGUGGUGGUGGUGUGGUGGUUGGUUGGUUGGCUGGGCGGUGGGAAGUUUGAAGAGUUCUCGGGUCGAAGAGUUCAGACGGAGAAACAAUUGUGGCAAGGGUUGGGUCUGUGGGAGAUGGGGUGGCCACUGUGCCUGUGGUGCUGCAGCCCCACCAACCGACAGCAUCAACCACACAGACCAUAAUACCUACGGUACGGCCAAUGGUGGGGAUGGGAUGGGAUGGGGCACGAUACCGUAGUUUCUGGGGCGGUGAGAACUUAAUAUCACGGCUGCGUACCAUGCAAUACAGUACCGGCACUGCACUGAUAUGUACUCGAGUACCCUACCUACGCCCCCAUCCGAUAAAGUAUCACGAAAACUUGCUACAGGCACAGCACAGUACCGCUACGGUAUCCAAGCGCUCCACACCAUAUCGUUCUAGAUUAUGCAUUCCCUGCUCCCCUGUGCUGUAGAAUGGAGUACUAUACAGUACGUGCGCCGGUACUGGUAAAUCUCUUGGGAAACGAAAGAGCAAUUGAGCUGUAAGUUAAGUGGUAAGGGAUCGAUAUCCCUCUCGUGAUGGUGGAUGGAUUGACUAGGUAGGGGCGGGGGGGAGAAAGCAAGAAAGAAAAGAAGAGAAAAGAAAAGAAAAGAAUAGAAGACAAUAAUUAUGCAGGUUGCCCCUCCCCCUCGUCGACCGCACAUUCUGCCUUUUAAAAUUUAAAUUGCUAUGCUUGAUGCUGUCCUCCUCGGCGUGCAUUUCUCCCGGACCCCUCCUAUCUAUCAUUUACUGCUGCGAGGAAACAAACAAACCAAGAUAUGUUUGGAGGUUGCAAUGUUUCCCCCCUAGCCUACGUACCCCUCUGGUGAAUUCCCUCUAUCCCCUUUCCGACCUUUCCAACCCUCUAGCCGUUCCCCGCCUUGGUAUAACUAGGGCCCUAGGGCCCCUCUCUCCUCCCUUCUCCUCCUCCUCCUCCUCCUCCUCAUCCUCAUCCUCAUCUUUUUUUCCUACCUUUCAAGCUAUUACACGAUAAACCAUAGACCGAUAAAUUUUUUCUUUCCAGUCAAACAUGGCCCCCGCAAGCAAAGCUGUUGUCUUUACUGAUUUCGAUGGUACGCAUUCUGUCGUAACUUAUUCCCAGCUUGCCCUGGCCCACAAUUAUCCAUCUUUGUUUGCUUGAACUGAACUGACGAGCCUUUCCAAACAAUAGGAACCAUCACCCUGAAAGAUAGUAUGUAGCCAGCCAGGAGUCAAUUGAUCUCUUAUGGAAACCUACAGCUGGCUGACAUCAACUACCUUCGGCUGAUAGGUAAUGAUUACUUGGUUAGUUCCACAUCUCACUUUCUCGGACUGCUUAUAAUCCUUGGGUACUUGCUGACAUACUUCAAUACAGACCGACAACCUUGGAUAUGGCGAGAAGAAGCGUAGAGAUGGCAACAUUGAUAUCCUCGAGAACCGUGUCAAGUUCCGGUAUUUUCCCAUUCUCCCACCCCAUCAUCCCCCAUCCACUCAACUAUUCCUCAAGCUAAUUCAUCUCAGCGAUGCAUUCAAAGAAAUGCUCGACUCAGUACCCACGCCCUUCGACGAGUGCGUUCAGGUUCUCUGCGACAAUAUCAAGCUAGACCCUGGCUUCAAAGAUUUCUACAAUUGGUGCAGGGACGAGAAGAUCCCCGUCAUUGUUCUCUCAUCCGGAAUGGAGCCCAUUAUUCGUGCGCUCCUUACCAAACUCGUUGGACCCACUGCAGAUGAGAUCAAGAUUGUUAGCAAUCAGCCCAAGCACUUGCCGGAUGGAUCCUGGACCAUUGAUUUUCAUGAUGACAGGUUCUUAUAUCCCUUUGCCUUCUCUCUUUUCUUCAGGUAGCGAAGUGCGGAGCUAAUAUAUCACGUAUCGGAAAUAGCGACUUUGGACACGACAAAUCAUUGGCCAUCAGGCCGACUGCCAACCUUCCGGCCGAGGAUAGGCCCAUUCUCUUCUACUGUGGUGAUGGAGUAUCUGAUCUGUCUGCUGCUCGUGAGACUGAUUUGCUCUUUGCCAAGAUUGGCCAUGGUAUGUCUCAAGUUUAUGUAGCCCAUUAUCGUGGCGCACUACUAACGCUCCUACCCAGACUUGAUCACCUACUGUGAUCGUGAAGGCUUUCCCUUCACUGUCUUUUCAUCAUUCACGGAUAUUCACAGAGAUAUCAAGGAUAUUAUGGGGGACAAGACCACCAUUGAUGAGGUGGCUGGUAGAUAUGCGAAGGAGAAGGCGGCGAAGGCUGCGGCGGGCGCCAAUUAGGCUAUUCAGUAGAUGUAUAGUCUAGGGGAUGAGGACCAUCCAUAGAUAGAUAAAUAAACUUUCUGUUUUACCAAUAUAG
Tuber aestivum (summer truffle) is the source of this 4544-nucleotide messenger RNA. Lineage: Eukaryota; Fungi; Ascomycota; Pezizomycetes; Pezizales; Tuberaceae. The record is from the annotation of a GenBank genome assembly.